AUGCAUCCCGUAAUGAGAAUCGAUUCACGAGAAGAUUUACAGAUAAUGAAUAAUUCUUAUUCAUAUCAAAGUACAAAUUCUCUACAUCAAAUAUCGAAACAAAAUGAUCAACAAAUUAAAGCAACUAUUUAUUAUGAAAGAGAUCGUUCAUCAACGCCUCUUAGACCACCUUCUCCAAUGACUAUACCUAUAAAUAACAAUAACGAACGUACCAAAAGUGUUGAUCAUUUACGUACAUUAGUAAAUGAAACAGUACCGAAAACAUCAACUCCUUCGUCUACUUCUACAAGUACAUCAACAAUUAACACUUCACAUGUACCGCAAACAACUAAUAGAACAAUGGGGAUUCGUUCAAGUACAGCAUAUAUAAAUGAACUACAUAAACCAGCGAAAGAAGGAGAAAAACGUGAAUUAAAUACUCUCAAUAAUCGUUUUGAAAAUUAUUUGGAUAAAAUUAAAAACUUAGUCAAUGCAAAUACUAAUCUUCGUCGACAAGUUAAUGAUGUUUAUAGAAAAUAUAUAGGACAUACACAAGACGAAGAAGCAGAACAACAAACUGAAAUUAAUGAUAAUAAACAACAAUCGAUUAAAAAAUAUCAACAUCCAAGUGAAAUUCAAUUAAAUAGUUUACGUAAAAAAAUCAAUGAAGAAGUACAUGCACAAUCAUUAUUACAAAUACGUUUACAACGUGCUGAUUUUGAUAUAAAUUUCUAUCAAAAUAAUAUGAAGUUACUAACAUCCCAUGACCAGAAACAUUCCGAACAGAUUCGACAUAUGCGACAACAACUGGAAAUUAAUUUACAAGAAUUAGAACAUCUUAAACGACAAUAUGAAAGGCAAGAACAAGAUUUACAAACAUAUAAAUCUCAUUUUAAUGAAUAUAUGAAUAAGUUAAUUGAAUUAUCAAAUGAAUAUGAUACAAUAACAUACGAACGAAUGGAAAAUGAAAAUAGUUUAUAUACUUUACGAGAACAAUUAUCAUUUGAACAAGAAUUUUAUGAACGACGUCAACAAGAAUUUGAAUAUUUAGAAAAGAUUCAACAUGAUUUAAAUACACAAUUCAAUCAAAAUGAAUUUCAUAAUAUUGUUAAACAAAUUCGUCAAGAUUAUCAAGAAUUUCAUAGAAUAAGUUUAGAUGAAUUAGAAAUUUUAUAUAAAACAAAAUUAGAUACAAUUCAAAAUGAAUUACUUAAACGUCAAGAACAACAACAAGAUUUAACUAAGACAUAUAAAGUUCAUACGGAAUUAGAUUCAACAAAAAAAGAACAUCAAACAUUAAUUGAAGAAAAUCAAUUACUUAAGGAUAAAUUAGAACAACUUCAAGAUGAUCUUCAUAAUAUAAUUGAACAAAAUCGUCAACGUUAUGAAUUAUCCGAUCGAGAAUAUAAACAAUUACAAAGUGAAUUACCAGAAUUAGAUGGUAUUAUUGUACAAAUACGUGAAAAUGCUGUUAAUCUUUGGUCCGAAAUAAGUACAUAUAGAUAUUUAUUAGUUAAUCUACUUUCUUCAACAAAUGAAAAACCUCAGAAACAAAUUUCCAAAUCUUCUUCAAUCGUAACAAGUAAUAAACCAAUACCAAUUGAAAAAUAUACAACAACUGAGAAAAUUAAUAAACAAGAAUCAAAGAAUUCAAUACCAAUGAUUAAUAAAGUAACAACAACAACAACAACAAAAGUAAAUUCUUAUCCACAACAAUAUCGAGAUGAAACAACCGGUUUCGUUGUACAUAUUGAUAAUGGAAUUAUUUGGGUACGAAUUUAA
Adineta steineri is the source of this 1761-nucleotide messenger RNA. The record is from the annotation of a GenBank genome assembly. NCBI's taxonomy places the organism in Eukaryota, Metazoa, Rotifera, Eurotatoria, Adinetida, Adinetidae.